This is a messenger RNA of Drosophila eugracilis, 1222 nucleotides long. It is a transcript of the gene scw, whose product is annotated as protein screw. The transcript has a single exon. The record is from RefSeq and is a predicted model, not a curated record. Gene Ontology annotation, cellular component: extracellular region. The coding region runs from base 23 to 1222 and encodes 399 amino acids. Gene Ontology annotation, biological process: BMP signaling pathway; SMAD protein signal transduction. NCBI's taxonomy places the organism in Eukaryota, Metazoa, Arthropoda, Insecta, Diptera, Drosophilidae. Gene Ontology annotation, molecular function: cytokine activity; growth factor activity.
UCAACCAGAACAGAUUGCAAAAAUGUUCAACCUGUUCAUAAUAACCAACCUGCUAUACGUCGUGGGUGGCACCACUUAUCUGACCACCAAUAGCCACAUCGAUAUGCCUAUAUACCAGAAACGUCCAUUAGCCGAACAAAUGGAGAUGAUUGAUAUCCUAGAUUUGGGUGACCGGCCGAGAAGACAAGCCGGGCCCAAUAUACACAAUUCAGCGUCGAAAUUCCUGCUGGAAGUCUACAAUGAGAUUAGUGAAGGCCAAGAACCCGAAGAAGUGCUCCAUCAGCGCCACAAACGUUCGUUGGAUGAUGACAUCUUGAUUUCCAACGAGGAUCGACAGGAGAUUGCCAGUUGCAAUAGCAUUCUGACUUUUUCAAGCCGAGUUAAGCCCGAGGAACUGAACAACGAGUUGGAUAUGCACAUCACCUUCAAUACCAAUGAUGUCCCAGUGGAUUUGAGUUUGGUUCAAGCCAUGCUACGGAUAUACAAACAGCCAAGUUUGGUGGAGAGAAGGGAGAACUUCACGGUGUCCGUGUACCGAAAACUGGACAAUCGUCAGGACUUCUCCUACCGCAUCCUGGGCUCAGUGAACACCACAUCCAGUCAGCGUGGCUGGUUGGAGUUUAAUUUGACGCAAACUCUUAGGACGUGGUUACUCAAUAAGGGUCUGCCACGACGAAACGAGCUAAGGAUAUCCAUUGGCGACUCUCAGCUGAGUACCUUUGCUGCCGGAUUGGUGGCUCCUCAGGCCAGUCGCUCCAAUUUGGAACCCUUUAUUGUUGGCUAUUUUAACGGACCCGAGCUAUUGGUCAAAAUACAGAAGCUUCGUUUCAAGAGGGAUCUGGAGAAGCGAAGGGGCGGUGGUCCACCACCUCCUCCGCGUUCGCCACCCGUUGACUUAUAUAGACCACCGCAGUCCUGCGAGCGUCUCAACUUCACCGUCGACUUCAAGGAGCUGCAAAUGCACAACUGGGUGAUUGCACCUAAAAAGUUUGAGGCAUACUUCUGCGGCGGCGGCUGCAACUUCCCGCUGGGCAGCAAGAUGAAUGCCACCAACCAUGCCAUCGUCCAGACUCUGAUGCACCUGAAGCAGCCACAUCUGCCCAAACCCUGCUGUGUGCCCACAGUACUGGGAGCCAUCACUAUACUGAGGUAUAUUAAUGAGGACAUCAUCGACCUGACCAAAUACCAAAAGGCAGUGGCUAAGGAGUGCGGUUGUCAUUAG